CGCCAGCCAGAGGUAGAGUCAAUCACCACGUUGUGUUGUUUGUGAUUCCUUUAAUGUCAUCAAACUUAUAAUUUAUUCAUAUAAUUGUUACCAGAGACUCGUUUAGGUGAAGACAAAGAGGGUGUAAAGGAGAGGAAGAGUUGGUGGCAAUAUGAAGCUCAAGAGGAUAAGUGGUAAAGGGAAAAAGUGGAAGAAGGGGCAGAGUUGUGUGUCUAAUGCUGAUAAUACUAAACACAGAGAAUCAGCCAGGGGUUGUUUUUUCCAGAAAGUUCAAGGGGAAAGUUACCUGACCAAGGGGGCUUUGGCCGAGCACGAUGCAGCACUCGGGAACAUACAACAGCAGAUGGAGGACCUCUGUGUGGAUGGUGAAGAUCUGCGCAGCGCUGGCAAGACCUUCAACACUUUUGCCACCAACUUCACCUCCUGUACCAUUCCUGCAUUUGAUAAGUUCUUCAGGAAUUUCAGCACCACAUCUGAGCUCCACACCCGUAUGUUGGCAAUCCAUGCUGCAUCACAGGAGUACAUGAAAGAGGCUGGCAUGCCUGAGACGUCAACUUCAUAUUAUUGUAGCUUGAUGAUCAGUUUGGAGGGAAUCAGUGAUAGUGAAGAUGAUGUGGCAGCCACCUUGUCCCUCAUGGUUAAAGUGAUCCGUCGCGUCAGCGUAGAAGUUCUUCGGGUCAAGUACGGUGAAUUUGCUAAGGCCCUGGACACUGCCCUCACCCUGUACCAGUCUUCUAUCAAUGUUACCCUCAUAACUAAUGCCAUUGGGUCAUUGUCUGUGUUGCUACGAGCUCAGGAGCGGGUGCAGUGGACGUACCCCUACACCAUGGAGCUGCUGCACAAGAUUCUCCUCUUCACUUCUCAUGAGAAACCAAAGAUCAGGAAAACAGCGCAGUACAACAUCAGUGCUAUUCUCAAGGGCAGUUCAUUUAUGGUGGACAAGGACGUGCCCAAGUGUAGCCAUCCAGCAGCAGGAGCCGUGGCAGAGUUCUGUGUGUCCCAGCUCCGAGACUCUAGUGAGAUGGGCAAUGCUAAAACUACCUUACAUUUCCUCGUCUUCCUCAGACAGGUCAUUAUGGCCUUCCCAAAAAAGCAGUUAAAAAGUGUGUGUGAGUGUGUUCUCUCCAUCAUGCAGCUGGGCAAAUCCCUCACUAAUACAUGUGCCAUGCAAGCCUUCUAUAGCCUCUUCGUCUCUGAACCAUCACCAGCUGUGUUUCCCGCUGACACAAACAGCGCUCUUAUUUGUGCUUUGACAACUGAGGGGGCAGGUUUGUCCCAUCAUUCGGUGGCAAUAAUUCCGGGGAUAAACGAUCCACAGCCAGCCAGUGCUUGGAUGACUGUACUUACAGUGGCACACAUUAAUCUCUUCAAGUUAAAUGAAGAGCUGGGCAUGAAGUACAUUGCCUCUUGGUUUGAGCAGCUGGUCCCCUACUGGCAGAGUGACCAUGAUGAAGUGCAGACAAAGGUGUUUGAGUCAUUUGAAGCUCUGAUACAAGAAUGUGUCGGCAACUGCAGUAAAGAGUACCUGGCCAGUGAUCAGGGUCAAAUAGCGGCCAUCUUUCGGGUAGUGGAGGGAGGCCUCUCAUUCCAGUUCCAGUCUGCGUGGGGUCAUGUGUUUAAGUGUAUAAGCGUUUGUUUCACCGUGAUUGGUCCAAACUUCCCAGCUAUGAUGGAACCGUGUCUGAAAAACCUCACAGAGCUAAUGGAAAACCCCCACUUACCUCACAGGGCAUAUCUAGAGCAAGCCAUUGGUGCAGCAGUGAGAGCCCUGGGGCCCAAGUCUCUCAUGGCUGUUGUGCCGCUUCAAGUGACUGGCAAUGUGACUGAAGAUGAGAAGCGUUUUUGGGUCCUUCCCAUUCUAAAGAAAUAUGUAAAAAAUACUCAACUCUGUUACUUUGAAGAUUACUUUGUUCAUUUGGCUGGAAAAUGUUUUGUGCUUCUGGAUUCUCUUAAAGAAAAGGGCCAAGAAGAUUCCUUAUUGGCAAAGACUUACCAAACAGUGGAAAGACAGGUUUGGGCAAUGUUACCAAGCUUCUGCGAUAAGGCAACUGAUGUUGAUCAAUCUUUGAGUAAUGAAAAGUUUGCCCGUAUCUUGUGUGACCACAUCAAGUUCCGUGAUGACACGAGAACUGUUGUAAUGGAGGCGCUGCGCAACAUGAUCAAUGAUAACAUAGAACACCCAGGCAAAUUAGCCAUUUAUUCUAAAAACUACAUCCCUGCUUUAUUCAACGUGUACCUCACUCCACCCAAGGACAAGGGAAGUAAAGACUCGGGGGAACCCACCAUGAGUGCUGGACAAAGACAGGCUGCUCACUAUACCAUUAAAACAUAUCUUCAGAUUGUCCCCAUACCAAAAUGUAAUGAAUUUCUUGGUCUUAUCAUGACUAAAUAUAAUGAUGAAAAUGACAGCUUCAAGAAGCAAGCAUUUUUGGACCUUGCAAGGGCUUUCCUCCCUUAUCUGGACAGUAAUUUGCUGCAACGUCUGUAUGAAAAAGUGUCACCCCUGGUCAGGUCAGCAAAGGACCAUAGAGAGCAAAAGGCUGCUUAUAGACUACUGGAGGAACUUCUAGGUGUAGGGACAGAGGGAGGCCAGGAUUUCAUUAUGAAGAAUCUGGAAGGUCUCUCAGAGCUGCUGCUGAAGUCACUGGCCUCGGCUGCCCCCAGUUCACGAGCGCCACGCCUGAGGUCCGUCAGACAAGUUCUUCUUCAACUGAAGACAGACAUGGAAGAAGAGAGUCGAGAUGCAUUCCUUAAUCAGGUGGUGGGAGAGUGUGUCAUGUGCUGUGGAAAGAAAAUGUCCGUAGCAACGCGCAAGGCUGCAUUCCUCCUCCUCUCAGAAGUUGGUGCCACAAUCCAGAAGCAUCGUGGGUGUUCGGGUGAAGACACUGUACGUCACUGCCUGAAGCUGCUAAUGGCGGGGCUUGUCGGGUCACCAGUUCUGGCUGCUAACUCUGUCCUGGCUAUUACUGCUCUUACUUAUCAGUAUAGAGAUAUCAUAUCUGACGACAUGAUUGAACUGCUUGUCCAGAACAUGUGUGUGCAGCUGAUGGCCAGUUCUCGGGAGAUUGUCGGCUCCUGUUUGUCAUUCAUCAAGUCUUCCUUCAUCAUCUUCCCCGUUCCCGUCAUGUCCAGUUAUGUAGACACGAUUGUCAAGGCUCUCUGUAAUAUGGUACCUGAUUGUCAAAGAAGAUUCAGACUGAAGACGCGAGACAUACUGGACAGGUUGAUGCGCAAGUUUGGUGCAGAUCGUAUUGCAGCUUUGGUGCCACGGGGCAAUACUGCACUGCAAAAACGCAUUCGUAACCUCCGAAAGAUAGCAGCGAGGAAGCAGAGAGAACGGGACGCGAGAAAGCAGAGUGAGGACGUGAGCGAUGAUGAGGACUUUACUUCUCGGGCUCUCCCUGCCAGUCUGGAUGAGAUCUUAGCCGAGAUUGACACAGAUAACGAAGAAGAUGAGGAGGAGGGAGCCACCAAGAGUAAAGGUAAAGGGAAGGGCAGAGGUAAACAAGAAGGCAAGAAGAAGAAGAAGAUCACCUGGAUAAAAGAAGACACAGAGAACAUAGUUGAUUUGCUGGAUGCCUCAGCUGGCCAAGCACUGGUUUCUAAACGACCCACCCUGAAAGCUGCUCGGGACCGGGGUGCUUCUAAAGAGGAUGGGAGUACUAGUGGCUUCCAGGUGGACAAGGGUACUGGUAAAUUUAUCAUCAAAGAGGAUAACAGUAAGGAGAAGAAGGACAGUGUCUCAAAGAUGGACUUUAUGGAAGACAUUGAUGAGUUUCUGGGCAUGAAGGCAGGAGCACAGGGUGGGAAGAUCAAGAACAGAAAGAGAACAUUCAGCGGAGGCUCAAGUGAACAAGUGGAACCUCCUGUAAAGGUUGCAACUGUAACUACUGGCAAAGAUGGCAAGAAGAAGGUGUCCAAAAAGGCCCAUGACUACGGGUCAGAAUUCCGCUCUAAGAAGGCCGGUGGUGACAUGAUGAAGAAGGGCAAGGUGUCUCCAUAUGCAUACGUGCAGUUCUCAAAGGACAGACUCAACAAAAGGAAGAAGGCCAAAUAUGAAGGACAGUUCACGAGCUUGGUGAAGGGAGCCAGAAAGGGUGUAGCUAAGGGCAGCAAGAAAAAAGGCCGCAACAAGAAGUGAUGAGCAAGAGUUGACGCGUCAUAUAUUGGUUUUGUUUGGUGUCUGUAACUUUACUAAUUACUGUACUGUAUAUGGUUAUACUGUAUCUGAAACAUCACUUAUGGUACUGUAUUAGUAUAUUCAUAUUAAGUUCAUGACUGUACAAAGAUAAAUAAAUAUAUAAUUAUGAUUUAUAAACAAAAUUUGUCUUAGGAUAAGAUGUUCUACAGAAUUAUGUACAUAUUUCUUAUGUACCUUCUUGUGUACUCACUGCAUGGUGACAACUUAUAAAAGCUUCACCAGACAUCAGUUAGUGACCACCGCUACACCCUCUUAUGCAGGACCCAGCUGGCUGCUGCAACUCAAAACAUUAUCCAUUCACAUUUUAUUAGCACAGAGGAAUACCCAUACACAAGGAGUUAGCUGAAGGUUCUACACAUUGUUUGAUCAUAACCAAGUGAGGCAGCCACCACAUACUUAUAUACAAUACUGGGGAUGAUACUAUGAUAAAAGCAGGAGGGUUCCUCGACACAUGGACAUUCACAAUGGAGUAAAGAAGACUUUUCUCACAUCUUGUCUAAACCACCUCAAAAUAUUUAUCUUAAAAAUUACACCAAAAGUUUGUUAAUUCUAUGUGUAGGGGUGUGAUGUUAUCAGUAAUUAUUGAUGUACAGUACUGUAUAUGUAGAAUGAAUAAAUAGUACCAUUGCCAGGAGAUAUCAGAAGUUGGCAUACACAAUACAUGGGUUCCUACAUAAUUCAGUUUAACGCAGCUUUAGAGGGGGACUUGUACGUUGAGUGGAUGGAAACUAUUGAAAUGCUAAAGACAGAAAGUGGAAUAGUGCUAGAAUGGAUGAGAAGAGAUAAGUACAGGCCAUGCAAUAUAUAAGACAAGGAAUGUGUACUAUUAGUGAUAAGAUUGACUAUGAUACUGUAUAAGGAAUAUGUUGAGUAUACACCAGGGUAAGUGUAUGGUGGAGUUAUCAAGAGAGUUGUAGCCAAAACAGUGUUUAUUAAAGGAUGGAGCAGUGUGGCUUUUGAAAAGAGAAGAAUUUGUCUGGUAUUUAUAGUUUUAGAGAAAGCAUUUGAUGGAGUUAGUAGGCAAUUUGAGAAGACUUGAAAAUGUAUAGAGUAAGUGGAGACGUGUUGAAUACUGUACUGAGUUUUUAUAAGGAGGGGGAUGCAUGUGUCAGGGUUUGUUGAUAAAAAGAAAAUUUUACGUGAAAAUAAGUAUUUCAAGAAGUCAAAAUAACAUUUUGGUUUAAUAAUUUCAUAAAAGUAGAAAGGUUGAAAGCAAGAGUGAUGGAACUACAAGUUUGGUAAGUAAUGAAAGAGGAUGACAAAGGGGAGUGAAGUGGAGUACAGUAUUUGCUGUUUGCAGAUGACACUGUUCUAGUGAGCAAUUGGAUAAAAUAAUAUACAGUAAUGAUAGUGAAUGAUUUGGGAAGAGUGAGCACCGGGAGAGUUAAUUUUGAUUUUUGAUUGUAAAUAACAGUAAAGAGAUGGAACAUUUGAAUGCAAGAAUGUGAAUGCUACAAUCACUCCCAUAUAGACAGGAGCAUUAGAAUAGGACUGAGUGAGAGGAUGUCAUGUUUAACAAAGAGCUCAUUUGAACAUAAUAAUUGUCAUCUUGUAAGACUGUCACCCCAAAAGAUAAUAAACAGCUUUGUAAACUGCUGGGAAGACUUAGUGAGGAGGUCACCAGUCUGUUGUGGUGAGAGCAGACAGCUAGACUCUGACAGAAGGUAAACACAUUAUGAAGGACCACAGGUGCCACCAGUCACGAGGGUGAUGUCCGGGCUAAAGCUGACUAUUAUUCCACCUGAAAACACAUGACUGUUAAUGGCAUGUAGAAUGAAUUCUUUAGAAAAUAGUUACCACUAUUUAAUGAAGCUGUAAGUUAAUGCAGUAUAAAUUUGAUGCAGCAGUUGAGUGGAUAUAUCCGUCACCCAUUAAUGGUCACUGGUUUGGGGCACCUUUAGUCCACCCAUUUGUUAAUGGGUGCCUACCAUAACUGUUGGAGAAGUGAAGGUGGUUGAAUGUAGUGUCAGUCGCAUUGCCUCCUUGUAUUUGCUAUUUCCAUAACGGGCUGUCAGCCACUCACUUUUUUAAUUCCAGAGUCCUGUGUGGACACGACUUGUUACAGUAUUACAAAGACUUUGUUAAGUGAAGUAAUAUAGUAUUAUGGUAGAAAUAACUAACCAAUCACACAAUAGAUACAGAGUAAGUCAGCAGAGUAAUUUUUAGUGCAAGUUAUUGUAUCAAUACAGUACAUUUAAGGAACAAUAUACCUGCAGCUUUUACAACUAUAAUCUUGGUUGAAAAAAAUAUUAAUCUCAGUCACUACAUGUAUAGGCUACAGUACUGUAUACCCUUUUGGUGCAGCUUUACUUAGGACUAUCGAACACAAUACAGUACAGUACACAAAAAAGUAAAAGUCUGAAACAAUACAAUAUUAUAGCUAGAACACCAACAUCAAUAUGUUAAAGUUACCCCUUUUAUGUUAGUUUUCAAUAAAGGUCUGAAAAAGUAAA
Molecule: messenger RNA, 6654 nt
Organism: Homarus americanus (American lobster)
Lineage: Eukaryota; Metazoa; Arthropoda; Malacostraca; Decapoda; Nephropidae
Product: RRP12-like protein
Exons: 18
Coding region: 152-4141 (1329 amino acids)
Source: RefSeq, a predicted model, not a curated record